Messenger RNA from Closterium sp. Naga37s-1, 7731 nucleotides. NCBI's taxonomy places the organism in Eukaryota, Viridiplantae, Streptophyta, Zygnematophyceae, Desmidiales, Closteriaceae. The record is from the annotation of a GenBank genome assembly.
AUGUCGUACGAUGUCGCAUCCGACGCUGCGUCCGUCGCAUGGACGGGCCUCGGAUCAACUUCCGCCACUCACACUCCUUCCGCAACCCCCUCCGCACUCUCCGCCUCCGCCGUCUCCCCCGUUUCCGCCGCCGCUCUCCCUGCGUCAGCACAGCAGCAGCAGCAGCAGCAGCGUCCCGCCACCCCCCACCGGCUCACGUGGAGCGAUCAAGUGAUUGCGCUUGAAGGGGAGGCGGGGGGGGAACAAAACGCGGAGAGCGGAGGCGCGGGGGCCGCAGACGGCGAGCGCGGGGCUGGCAUCAGGGGAGGCGGUAUGGGAGGCGGAACCGGGGGAAAGACGGCAGUGUGGGGGCUGUCGAAGCAGGACGCGCUGAGGGCGAUUCUGGGGGAACACGGCGCGGAGGCGUUCGGAAUGGGGGGAGGAGCAGGGGGAAAGAACGAAGGGCGUGAUAGCGGUAAGGCGGACAACGAGGUGGUGAUUUCCGAUGGCGCGGGCGGCAUGGGCGCAGCAGAAGGCGGGAAAGGGGGGGACUGGCGGGGAAACGGUAGUGGUCGCGGGCUGGUCGACAGGCGCAAUGACGUGGACGAUGAUGACGUGGACAGCGAGGACGAUGACACGGACGACGACGAGGAGGGGGGCGGCAAGGGUCGGCGGCGGCGGCGGCGGGGAGGGGGUGGGGGGCGGCAUGGCGGCUUCCGGUCGCACGGCAUGUGGUCGGAGCGCCUGCACUCCGACGGGGACGACUCGUUCGACGACGCGGAUGAUGACAAUAGCAGCGGCAGCGGCGGCGGCGGAGGGCGGGGCGGGGGCGGCGGGGGCAUGUCCGGGGGAGGCGCGCGGCAGCGCGACAGGGUGUGGCCGCUGCAGCUGCACAUGCGCGAGUCGUCGUUGCUGGCGCAACUGAUCCUCGUGCUGCUGCUCGGCGCGCUGCUGUUCGGCGUGGGUGUGGCGACGAACGCGGUGUUCUGGAUGGGCGCGUCCGUGCCCGCGCCCAUCUGGUUCCCCGCCGGCUUCGCGCUCUUCGCCGUCACGGCGGCGGGACAUCGCGUGUUCGUGGGCAACUUCCUCGGCUAUCUCGCGUUCGCGUUUUAUUUCCGCCUCGUGCGCCUCUCCAUGCCCGCCUCCGCCGCCUCCGCCACCGGCGCGCUGCUCGACGCGCUCUGCGCCACGCUCGGCACGCACGCGCUCGCGCUCAUCCUCGCGCGCAUCUUCCGCGCGCACCGCCGCCACCGCACGCCCCUAGACUGCACCCCCAACGUCUUCCGCUUCUGCUCGCUCGUCCUCCUCGUCCCCCUCCUCUUCCAAGGCCUCCAAACGCUCCUCUCCGCGCUCGCGCAAGCGGAUCCCCCGCCGCCCCCGGACAGCCGUGUGCAGUCCUGGCUGUUCCGCGCCGUCGCGGACGGAAUCGGCGUGCUCGUCGUCGUUCCGCUAUUCGUCCAGAUCUCCGUGACCUCCGCGGGGAGAGGGUCCGACACGUGGCAGCGAAACCAGUGGGAGCAGCAGCGCAUGCAGCAGCAGCAGGUGCGGUGGUGGCUGCCGUGGUGCCUCCCGCCCUGCGUGGACUAUUUGAUCCAGUCGUGGCGCAUGAUCGCGUUUGUCGCGCUGAACGCGGGCGUGUGCGCGGUGCUCUUCGGGGGUUUCGCGCCAGAGUCGUUCACUGUGUCGCUUAUGUACACGCUGUUCCCCGGGAUCGCGUGGGCGGCGUUCCAGUACAAUCGGCGCGGAGUGAACCUCGUCGCGCUGCUGCUCGCGCUUCUGGGGGGAGUCACCGCCGCGCAUGGGCGCGGGCCGCUGGCGCGCGCGGAUGCCGUGGCCACCAUGGUGCAGGUGCAACUGUUCGCAGCAGUGGAGGCCAUGGCAGCGCUGGCCCUAGCAGCAGCAGUGCGGGACACGAAGCGGCUGCGCAGGGAGCUGCGGCUGCUGAACGCGUCGCUGGAGGAGGAGGUGGUGCGGCGCACGCAGGAGAUCCGGCGGUACAACGAGCAGCUGCAGAUGAGCCAACAGCACGCCGAAGAGGCCAGCCGCGCCAAGACGGAAUUCCUGGCCAACAUGAGCCACGAGAUCCGCACGCCCAUCCACGGCAUCAUUGGCAUGACAGCACUCGCUCUCGACGCCCUCGAGUCCAUCCACUCCUCCCCCACCACCGCAUGGGGCACCGACCAGCACAACCAGCAGCAGCUAUUACAGGACCAGCUUCACGAGCAGCAGGGGCAGGGGCAGGGGGAGGUGGUGGCGGAGGUGAGGGAGCAUCUGAUGAUCGUGGCGCAGUCUGCGGAGUGUCUGCUGGGCAUCGCCAACACGGUUCUGGACCUGGCAAGGAUCGAGGCGGGGCAGCUGGAGCUGCUCAAAGUGCCGUUUGCCAUCCGGGAUGUGGUGGUUAGCACCAUGAAGAUGCUGCAGGUGCGAGCGGUGCAGAAGCAGCUGGACUUCUCAUGGGAGGUGGACGAGGACGUGCCCGUGGAGCUGCUGGGCGAUGCUGCGCGCCUGCAGCAGAUCAUCAUCAACCUCGUUGGCAAUGCCAUAAAGUUCACGUCAGCGGGCUCUGUGUCGCUCACCAUCCGCCUCUUUGCUCGCCCGCGCCGCCAGAAGGCCUACACCACGUGCUUUGCCCCGCGCCCCCAGCGCCACGCCACGCUCUCCUUUGCUGCCCCGAGCUUCGCCGUUGGUAGGGGAGGUGGCGGCGUGGGUGCUGCUGCUGCUGCUGCUGCCGCUGCUGGUUCUGGUGGUGGAGUUUCCAGUGCAGCGGCGGGAGCAGACGGGACUGGGGCUGAUGGGGCAGCAGCAGGGGGAGCUGCUGCUGCUGCAGAUGAUGCGGGUGGGGGGGCAGGUGGGGGGGAGCCUCAGCGUCAGCUCAACUUGAUGGCGCAGAGAGGGGGCCGAGGGGGCGCUGCUGGGGCUCUGGAUGCGAGUGCUGGGGGAGGUGCACGGGGAGGGGGAGGGGGAGCGGGAGCGGGAGGGGCAGGGGGAGAAGGAUCACGGCUGAGAGAAGCGGGGAGAGGCGGUGCUGGGGAUGCGGAAGCAGGGGCUUGUGGAGAGGAUGGUGGGGAUUUGGAGCAGGGAGGAGGAGGGGGAGGAAGAGGAGGAGGGGGAGGAGGAGGAGGAGGUGGUGGUGGUGGUGGUGAGAUUCGACCCACGCGCAUGGCCUCUACCUCUGACUCUGUCUCUGCCUCUGCCUCUUCCUCCCUUCGAUGGGCCAUACCCAUGUCUCUUUUCGGCCGGGACGACAAGCACGGGGGCAGUGAGAGGGGCCUGGGAAGAGAGGGCGAGGAAGGAGAGAGAGGAGGAGGAGAGGAAGGGGGAGAAGGGAGAAGAGGGGGAGGGUUAGGGGGCAGGGGAGCCAGUAGUUUCACUGCUGGCUCUGGUGGUGCUGGUGCUGCUGCUGCGGCGGCGGCGGCAGUGGGAGGUGGGAGUGUGGGUGCAGGAGGAGUGGCAGCAGGAGCAGGAGCGGCAGCAGCAGGAGGAGCAGGAGCAGGAGCAGGAGGUAAGAGGUUGGGCAGAGCAGGUGGAGGGUCAGCAGGGCCUAUUAGCUUCGCUUCCUGGUGGCCUCUUGUCACCUCAACUUCCGCUUCUUCUGCUUCUGUUGCUGCCGGCACUGCCUCCACUAGCGGUGCUGGUGGUGCAGCAGCAAGCGGGCAGAGCAGUGGAUUGGAUAUAGAGAUGGGAAUGGGCUCGGAUCAGCAGCAGCAGCAGCAGCAACAGCAGCAACAGGCACAACUACCCACCCCGUUUGCCCGCAGCAGCAGCUCCAACGCGCUAGACACAUGGGGCGCGUCCUCCUCCUCCCUCGCCUUCCCUUCCCCGCCCGCAACCUCCUCCUCUGCAUCCUCCACCUUCCUCCCCUCCCAACCCCUCCUCCCAUCAGGCACCUCUUCCUCCUCUCCUCGCUUCCUCCCUCUCUCUUCCACCAUGACUGCUGGUCCUGGUCCUGGUCCUCUCCCUUCGCACUACUCUCCCUCGCCUGCUGCCUCUGCUGCUUCUGCUGCUGCUGGGGGUUCGGUUGGGACUGGUGCGGGGGUUGGAAGCAGUGGGGGUAGGUUUGGGGAAGGGGGCAAGGGUGCGGCUGGGGACUGGGGAAAGGAGCGAGGGGGCCGGAGGGGUGGGGGGAAGGGAGGAAUGGCGGGGUUGUUGCGUAGUAGCGGUGGCAGUGGCAGUGUGGCGGGAUUGCUGUUAAAGGAGGAGGAGCGGCAGAGGCGGAAGGUGAGGAGGAGCGCGAUGAGCGAUGGGGGAGAGCUGUUAAGUAUCGCUGCUGAUGAGAUCAGCCAAGAGGAGAUGACGGGGACGGGAGGAGCGGGGGGUAUGGGGAAGGUGGGGAGCGUGGGGAGUGGAGCAGCAGCGGCAGGGGGAGGCGCCGGUGGGUUGGUGAGAGCAGCAGCAGGAGGGGCGGCGGCAGGAGCUGGGGCGAGUGGGGAGGGAGACGGGGAGAGGGGAGGCGGGGAGGGGGGAGGAGGGAAAGGGGGAGGAAGGGGAAGUGGUGGGGCAACAGCAGGGGGAGGAGGGGGAGGUACGUGGCUGUCAGGUGCUAAGGGAAUGUGGAGUGGGGAGGCACAGGAGGGAGAGGAGGAGCAGCAGCAGGGGGAGGAGGAGCAGGAGGAGGAGGAGGAGCAGGAGCAAGCGGAGGAGGGGGAGGAGGAGGGCGUAGGCAUCAGCUCAGACCAGCAGGAGAAGAUAUUCGAGAACUUUGUGCAAGCAGACACGUCGCACACGCGCGUGUACGGAGGGAUAGGGCUGGGGUUAAGUAUAGUGCGCAGCAUGGUGCAUAUGAUGGGGGGGAAGGUGUGGGUGGAAAGCGAGCUAGGGACAGGCUCGUCUUUCUUCUUUACUGCUCGCUUCGCCAAGCCCAAACGCCAGCCUGUGAGGAACGAGGGAGGAGGGGGAGGUGUCGGGUGGGCGAGGGGGGACGGGUCUCCUUUGCAGCAGCAGCUGCGGCAGCUGGGUAUCACUGCUGGUGGUAUGGGAGUAGGUACUAAUGCUGCCGGUGCUGCUGGGUUUGGUGCUUUCCUACCUGCCCCUGCUUCGGCGGCUCUGUCGAAGCCUGUCGCCGCGCCUGUCCCCGCACCUGCUGCCAAGCCUGUCGCCAAGCCUGUGCCGAGGGUAGGGUCGGACAAGCAGCGGCUGUCAGCAGCGGCAGCAGCGCUGCAGGACGUGGCAGCACCGCUGCUGCUGGAGGCACAGCAGGGACUCGCAACAGGCGCCAUGGCAGCUGGCGCUGCUGCUGCUGCUGGUGGCGGCGCUCCUGCUAGCGCUGGCGCUAGUGCUGCUGCUGGUGCGGGUGGUGGUGGUGUUGGUGGUGAUAUUGACGGUGGUGGUGGCGGUGGUGGUGGCGGUGGUUUCGGCAGUGAGAUGCUUCGAGAGGCUCCUCUUCCGCCUCCUGCUCGCACCACCAGCCUGCCCUUCGCCACCAGUGGCCCAAGUGACACAGCUGCCGCCACUGCUGCCGCCUUCCCCGCCUCUGCUACCAGUCCCGGCACUGUUGCUGCGUGGACGCACUCCCCCGUUCUCCUCAUGCCUACCUCUCUCCCGUCCACUGGUGAUACUGCUGCUCGUGCUCUUGUAGGGGCAUCCGGAGGAGGAUCAGAAGGAGGAGCAGCAGCGGCGGCGGCGGGAGCAGGAGCAGUGGGAGUGAAAGGAAGUGGAUCAUCCUUGGCGUACCCUGUAUCUCCCGUGCGCCGCUUCCCCUCCCUCCAACCAGACUCUGCCUUCCAAGCAACCCCAGCAGCUACCACUUCUAUCCCUGCCCCUGCCCCUGCCGCUCCUCCUCUUGCUGCUGUCAACCCCGCUUCUCCAGCCUUCAUUCCCUCCUCCCAUCCCCUCGCUCCUGCCUCAACCGCUUCUGCAGCAGGCACGACUACCUUUGCGCCUCCUGCUGCUGUUGCAUCACCAGAUGGCUUCUUACUCCCUCUCAGCGCCCCUCUCACUGUCUCCAGCUUCCCCAGAGAUGGCUCACGCGCUCAUCCCACUCAUGUUGCCACCUCAGCUGCUGCUGUAGCUGCUGCUGCUGGGAGUACAGGCACGGGUACUGGGAUGGGACCAGGGAUGGGUACAGGUGGCUCUCCUCUGUUGGUGGCUGGUGGUGCUGAUGCUUCCACACAGAAAAUGCUUGAGCAGUCAGCAGCAGCAGCAGCAGCAGCAGCUGCAGCACCCUCACCAUCAGCAGCAGCAGCGGCAGGUGCGAGGCAGCAUUUCAAUCGCUCUGCAUCGCACCGUUCCUUCUCGUUUGCAGGGGAGCAGCCGUGGCAACCCCAGAUGAUGCAAGUGAACAUCGUCUCGCAGUUCUACCAGUUCCCACCUCGCUUCUUCGAGUCACCUUCCUCCUCUCCAACUCGCCUCCGUCCCUCCUCUUCCGCCUCCUCGCUCCACUCCCCUGGCGCCUCCGCUGCUGCACAGUCUGCUGCUGCUGGCACUGACUCAGCAGCAGCAGCAGCAGCAGCAGCAGCAGCAGCAGCAGCAGCAGCAGCAGCUUCAUCACAGAACCGUCAGCAGCAGCAGCAGCAGCAGCAGCAGCAGCAGCAGCAGCAGCAGCAGCAGCAGCAGCAGCAUCAGCCGUUCUUGGCGCAUCUGCUCUCCAGUCGACGCCGGGGCCUGGAACCACAGCGAUCAGACCCUUCUGUCCUCGCAGCACACCUCGCCUCUCUCGAGCCUUUCACUUCCCCCCGCCUCCUCCCCCUCCCUGGCAACUCCGCUUCCUUAUCCCCCGCAAUGCCACCAUCUGGCCCCCCUGCUUCUUCUCCUGCUGCUGCGUCUGCUGCUGCUGCUGCUGCGUCUGCUGCUGCUGCUGCUGCGUCUGCUGCUGCUGCUGUUGCGUCUGCUGCUGUUGCGUCUGCUGCUGUUGCGUCUGCUGCUGGUGCCUCCGGGUCUGGUGCCCCUCGGGCUGGUGCUGGUUGGUGGAAGGCUCAGGUGCAGGGAGCCCGAGGAGGGGGCGGCGAGGGGCCGCCGUUGGCAGGGGUGCGGAUACUGGUAGCAGAGGACAACCCAGUGAACCAGAAGGUGGUGUCCAUUGCGCUGAGGAAGCAGGGCGCACAGGUGGAUAUCGUGGAGAACGGCCAGCUGGCUGUUGAUGCUGUCAAGGCGAGGCGCGACACCAUCGACCUCAUUCUCAUGGAUAUUCAGAUGCCACGGCGGCAGCAGCACAUGCCGAUUGUGGGGCUGACAGCACAUAACAUGGCUGGGUAUGGAGACCUGUGCACAGAGGCAGGCAUGGAUGCAUACGCCACUAAGCCGUUCAAAACGCCGGCGCUCGUGGCGCUUAUACUCGAGACUAUCAAGCAGCCGAAAGGGCUGCUGGCCGCGAAAGGAGCCCCCCCUCCCCUUCCUGGGUACCCAGCAGCGGGUGGAGGUGCGGGUGGUGGCAAUGGGGGAGGUGGGGGAGGUGGGAGAAAGGUGGAAGGAAGCCGGAGUAGCAAUGCUGUGGUAGGAGGUGGUGGGGUUGGUGGUGGUGGGGGUGGUGGUGGCGGUGGUGCGUCUACAAGGAACACUAGGAGUGAGGGAAGCACCAGCUUCACAGCUGCUCAUUCUGCUUCUGCUGCUGCUGCUGGUAGUGGUGGCACUGCUGCCAGUGGCAGUUACACAGUGGCAACCCCCCCCAGCGCCUCUGCUGGUCUCCUCAGUAGUGGGAGCAGCAGUUUCAAUGUGGGAGGGAAGGAUGGGAGGAGGAAGAGCAAGGAUGGGAAUGGUGGUGAUGUGAAUGAAAGUGGUGGAAAGACAAGAGGAAAACACCGGAGCUUCCUACUCUGA